GAGGGGGAAGUAGUCUGCCCUCUCAGUGGAUUUCACUACCACUUAUUUGCAGGCUCUAAAGUACAGGAGACAAUCAUCUAGAGAGAAGACACAACAAAAAACUGUACCAUGCCUCACUACAAACUGAUUUAUUUUAACAUGAGAGGAAGAGCAGAAAUUAUUCGCUACCUUUUGGCCUACUUAGGCAUACAGUAUGAGGACCAUCGAAUAAAUCAAGUGGACUGGCCUGCAGUCAAACCAAGUAAGACAUUGACCCCUCUUGACCAUGAUUUCCAGUUUACAACUGAGAACCAGGGUGGCUUCUUCCUCUAUCUCAAAAGCUAUUCCAUUUGGCAAAAUUCCAAUUUUAGAAGUCGAUGGAGUUUCCCUUCACCAGAGUCUUGCCAUAGGAAGGUUUUUGGCUAGAGAAGCAGGUCUGGCGGGGAAGACAGAGUUGGAACAAUGUCAAGUUGAUGCCAUCAUAGAUACGCUGGAUGACUUCAUGUCAAGGUUCCCUUGGGCAGAGAAAAACAAAGAUACCAAAGAUCAGGUGUUUAAUGAGUUGCUCAAAAAUGAUGCUCCUGGUUUGAUCCAAGAUUUGGAACUUUAUUUAGGGACGAAAGACUGGUUUGUUGGCAAUUCUGUAACCUGGGCUGAUUUCUACUGGGACAUUUGCAGUACCACACUUUUGGUCCUUAAACAAGAUUUGUUGGACAAGCAUCCUAAACUGGUAGCCUUACGAGAAAAAGUUCAAAACAUUCCUGUGAUUGCUAAUUGGAUAAAACAGAGGCCAGAAACCAGACUGUAG
Monodelphis domestica (gray short-tailed opossum) is the source of this 787-nucleotide messenger RNA. It is a transcript of the gene HPGDS, whose product is annotated as hematopoietic prostaglandin D synthase. Gene Ontology annotation, biological process: glutathione metabolic process. NCBI's taxonomy places the organism in Eukaryota, Metazoa, Chordata, Mammalia, Didelphimorphia, Didelphidae. The record is from RefSeq and is a predicted model, not a curated record. Gene Ontology annotation, molecular function: glutathione transferase activity.